Messenger RNA from Ustilaginoidea virens, 2619 nucleotides. RefSeq lists its product as uncharacterized. Lineage: Eukaryota; Fungi; Ascomycota; Sordariomycetes; Hypocreales; Clavicipitaceae. The coding region runs from base 1 to 2619 and encodes 872 amino acids. The record is from RefSeq and is a predicted model, not a curated record. The transcript is spliced from 2 exons.
AUGAGCACCAAGCAUCGUCAUGGACGCUCCAACAGCCUGCAACUGAUGUUGGACCUGGAAAAGCAGUAUAUGUUCGACCGACUCCAUCCGAACCCGGCCCAGCCGAACGCACAGCCUCUACCGCUCCCCGGAUGCGGCACCGAACAGCCUUUUGCCGACCACCGGAACGUUCAAAUCUGCUGCGUUGAGGGCGAUGUUUUAAAAUCCGGGGGAAAGGAGGGCAGAAUCCGUCACGAUAACUCCCUUCCUCUUCAGCUCCCACAUCUUGCGGUCAAUGCGACAGAACAUCUCGCAACGAGUCCGCCCGAGUUGCUCAUGGAAGGUGGCAAGUCUUUUCCUCCUGCGCGCGGAGCGUCGUCGGCGGCCCAAAAACACGGCAAGCACGCAAAAGUAGUUGCUUUUGAAUUUCCCCCAAAGGAAACGGCGCGAUGCCACUCUCCUACCUGGGAGGCGUACGAACGACGCAAAAGCGAGAAAAGGCUAGGAAGGAAUGAGUCGACCAACAGAAGAACCACUCGGCUUUCCAAAAAACCGCCGCCACCUAGCUCCGCGACGUUGCUUCAGCAGGCUCUAGCCUCGGAAUCGGAUGCUGCGCGAGGUCGUCGGAGAGAGAGGGCAGACAGCACGGCAGCAGUCAACAGUUCAAGCCAAGAGAGAAAGCCUCCUCGAAAGGAUCGCAGUCGAUCAAGUUCAUUCGUGUCCAUGCUCAGGACGCCUUUUGAGUUCCGCCGUUCUUCUGUCGACAAGGGAAAUGAUUCCGGGUUUAUCGGGGGCAUCAAGCUGGAGUUUCAGCGCUAUGCCGCCCAGCAGCAUGCCGUUCACGGCAAUCCCGGGCACGGUGACUCGAAUCUUCACCCCGUGCUUCGGAAGGGCAACCCAGAGUUUAGGUGGUCUACCCCUGUGAAGUCGCCUCCUCCUCCACCAUCCGGACCAGCAUCGCCAGCUGGUGCCGACAAUGUCCGGCGCCGAUAUCCCCCGAUUACCCGAGUUAAUGCUAUUCAUCUCAAGACCAGCUCCCUUGCCUUCCCCGCUUCUCCUGCCGUUCCCAACGCGGAAACUGCGGAGAACUGGCGAGCUAAAGCCGGCCCUGAGCCAGGAACGCAUACAGGGUCCAUGAUGGAUGCAAAUCAGGACACGAGACGGCCUGACGGAGUGGCCGCAUCCACGGCACCCGGGGGGGGUGCGGCAGAGUCGGGCAAGCAGCAAAAAAGCUUAUCCAGAGCUGUGCAUGGGUCACGCCCGCAGCCUCUGAGCAGUCCCCUUGCUCCAUCACCGCCGUCACCGGUGCAUGUCACUUCCGCAGCCGGGUCCAGUCCGCCUCCCAAGAUUGAUGAGCCAAAGCCAGAUGAAAGCAAGCGAGCCGAGGAGCACGGUAACAAUGACUCCCUCUUGUCUACCUCAUCUGGCGCCGCAACUGGUUACAGGACUGCGCCGUCCUCACCACCGCCUCCGGCACCUCCUCGUCGGAGCUCCAAGCGCUACUCGAACGUAAGCUUGGCCGAGUCAAUACCUCCGUUGCCAUCCCCGACUCUACGACAACAAGCGCUGCUUUCGAACGCCAAAUCUUGCCCCAAGCAGGCUGACCCACCCGUUCAACGAUCAUUUCCUCUCUUGGGAGGUAGGCCAAAGAACAAAACUAUCCAGCCCAUCAAGACCGAGGAACACGUGCUAUCCAGAAACUCCCGCCGCACAUCGCGAUCCGCGUCCGGUGGCGCCGUUGGCUUACUUCCUACCAGCUCGUCGGAGGAUUCCGGUUCAGACGACCAUUCCACGUCAUCUUUGAGCACUCCGGCUACUUCCCGCCCCCAAUCCGAGCGAGAAUUGUCCCUGGUUUCCUGCAAUAAAGAGGAGGCGGCUGAACAGGACGGCAACGCCGCGGAUGUGCCCCGUCUCAACCUCGCGAGCACGACGUACCCACUCCAUAGUGCGGAGAACUCGGAUGUCGAGGGAGAGGACGCCAUCCAGGCAGCCGCAGAAAAGGUUCUCGCUGUCUUCAACGACAUUCCAGUGCAGAAGCCCGGCCCCGUGGAACGAUGCAGCUCCCCCUCAAGCCUCGCCGCCGACAUGAGCUUUGGGCCUCUGCUUCCGGCGCAGCCACUCAACAUCCCCCCAAGGAAGAGAGGUGCCGCACGAGCAAGCUUGGGCAACACGCUGUCGGCGGCGUCGUACCUGGAAGAAGCUCGCAAGCAGCCGCCAGCCGCCGCGCCGCCUCGCGCUCCGAAGCAGCGCUUCGGCCCGCCCGCCUCAUUCGUCCUGCCAGAUGACGCUUGCGGCGCCGGGGAUGGCCGUCGUCAGCCACUCACCCCAGCUCUGACGGGUAGCGACGUCUGCGGACAAUCUCCGCAUCGCAGACCUGCGCCCGUGCUCGGCGCUGCGGACAGGCUGCCGAUUGACAAGGUUUUUGUCGAAUGCUGCAGCUGCAAGUACUACCACGACAUGCCUAGCCAUCUGUACGCAGCCAUGUCGAACCCCGAAGGCGUCUUCAGCCCGGCCGACCGGUACGGCUUCUCCGGCGCCUUGUCCAUGACGGUGCGGUGUCCGUGGUGCCAGCACGAGAUGAGUGUGCGGUGCUGCGCAGGGAUAGCUGCGACGGUGCACAUUAGAGAACGUUUGCACUGA